AUGUCGAGGAGAAGAAGUCAGCCAGCAAGUCUGCCACCAGAAAUCGGAACGGGGGACUUCGUGCCUCAGGCCACAAGCAGCCGGGGCCGGAAAUUUACCUUCACCCUCGCGCUGCUGCAUCCAGAGGAGCAUGCCUUCCGAGAUGCCACCACCCAGAUCCUCCACUGGCGCGUGACGGCCGGCCAACGUCGACCAGAUGGCGUCUUGAAACGCGUCUAUCUGAUCAACGAUGCCUUCCCAGGCCCGACUAUUGAAGCUCGCUCUGGCGAUCGCUUGAUCAUCCACGUCGAAAAUGCACUCGACGAUGAUGAAGGACUUUCCAUCCACGCCCACGGCCUGUCAAUGCGCGGCACGAAUGAUAUGGACGGCGCUGUCGGCAUAACGCAAGAUUCCAUUCUCGCAGGAAGCACCUUUACUUAUAACUUCGCCAUUGACUCUAACCAGCAUGGCACCUUCUGGUACCAUAGCCAUUUCGCUGAGCAACGUGCCGAUGGAUUCUACGGGGGUCUGAUUGUGCAUCAGCCUCGAAGUGAAGCGCCAUCCACAGACUUAGCUUUGGAACACCUUCUCUUGGUCGGCGACUGGUAUCACCGCACGGCUGUAGAGGCUCUUGUACAUUACAUGCAUCCUGGUGCGUUUGGGCUGGAGACUGUCCCAGAUUCCAUCCUGGUCAACGGCCGGGGCGCAUAUCGAUGCUCUGAUGCUGUCCCGGCCCGCCCUGUGGAUUGCCAGACUGUCGACACCAUGUCCAUACGAGCUUUGGACCUUGAUACGGCGAGGAAGACUGUGCUUCGAGUUGUCAACGUUGGCGCUUAUGCUGGGUUUGAGAUUUCAGUCCUUGGUGCCGUGCUUACUCCGCUGACAGUAGACGGAGGACACGACGUGAAGGGUUCCGCUGCGAAGAAAGUGGGCUUCCUGCAUCCCGGCGAACGAAUGAGUCUCCUCGUGGAGCAAAAUUCUGUUGCUAUACAUCACGAGGCGACCCUUGUGGUCACACUUGAUGAGGAUCCUUUCAAGUACGAGAACUCGGCUCUCACACCAUCUCAUUCAUUCCCGGUACAAUGGCACGGAGACGUAAUUCAUCAGCCAGAAACAGAGAGAGCUGUGUACGAACUAUUCGACAUUCAAGAUGUCACUGCAGCCCACGACCAGAGCGAGAAGCUACCUUCUACGGCUGACCAAACCAUUAUUUUGUACACCACAACUCAAAAGCUGGCACACCUUGAUAAUGAACCGCACGGAUUCAUCAACAACACCUUGUGGACGCCCCAGUCUCCUCCUCUCAUUGGUCUACCUCGCGACGAGUGGAACAAACACCAGCUGGUGCCAGAAAUCACAUACAACGAAGCCUCCCCACUCUGGGUGGACAUCGUGCUCAACAACCUAGAUGAAGACUGGCAUCCUUUUCACUUACACGGAAAUGAUUUCUGGGUGCUCUCGAAGUACUCUUCGCCAUUGAAUUGGGGAUCCUACAACCCUUACGAAGAUGCGUCACCACCAGGUGGGAGGUACGACCUCGUCGGCGCUAUGAAAAGGGAUACAUUCUACGUACCCAGAAGAGGCUACGCAGUACUUCGAUUCCGUGCAGAUAAUCCUGGACUCUGGAUGAUGCAUUGUCACGUGCUUUGGCACCAAGCAAGUGGAAUGGCAAUGGCGUUUGAUGUUAGAUGA
This is a messenger RNA of Zasmidium cellare ATCC 36951, 1671 nucleotides long. Its product is annotated as multicopper oxidase. The transcript is spliced from 2 exons. The coding region runs from base 1 to 1671 and encodes 556 amino acids. The record is from RefSeq and is a predicted model, not a curated record. NCBI's taxonomy places the organism in Eukaryota, Fungi, Ascomycota, Dothideomycetes, Mycosphaerellales, Mycosphaerellaceae. Gene Ontology annotation, molecular function: copper ion binding; oxidoreductase activity.